Symbiodinium pilosum is the source of this 962-nucleotide messenger RNA. The record is from the annotation of a GenBank genome assembly. NCBI's taxonomy places the organism in Eukaryota, Dinophyceae, Suessiales, Symbiodiniaceae.
GAGUGGCCGAACGAGAGCUUGCCAAUGCUUUGGCGGAGAAAGUCCUCGAGCGCUUAGGAGGUGCGGCAGGCUCAGAGUUUGCAGCUGAUUUCUGGAGUCUGUCUGAUGGAGGUGAUGAAGGUGAGACUUCUACUCGACACAGGAAGCGCGCCAAGCCCGCGAAAUCUGAGACGAAAGAGAAGGUGCUCAAAAUCAUCGCAGUGAACGCUCACGGCUGGCCUUCUGGAGAAUCGAAGGGGCUUGGUCUGUGGUUGUGGCAGGCUUACAUGAAUCAUGCAAACCCUCGUGAAGCGAAUUGCGCGUGUGUCUUUAUUGGGGAGGUCCUCCUCAUGCGGGCGUUGAAGAAGAUCACAGCAGAAGAGGAGUGCGUCCACUCCUACUGCCCACCCUCAGCCAGUUUUUCAGUGCGCUCGGCCAUCCUGAGGCACUGCGGAGUCCCCCUCGACCCGGCUUUCUCCCGGACGCAGAGGUUUUGGGAAGGCAAGGAUGAGGGCAGUGGAGCUUUGGGAGCAAGUCUGGCCUUGGCCCGCACCAUGACGGAGGAAGCAACCAGGGCGUUGCACGAGGACAACCGCCGAAAGGCAUGCGAGUUGUGGACGAAGGUACUGAGCUUACACGCUUCCGACCAUGAGAACAGGCGGGAGGACGACACAGAAUGCGCACCGGCACUGGCGGAGCUCUUGCGGCUACAGCUGCGAGCAGCCCGGUGCCUGGGCGACAUGCCCGCGGCGGCUGCGGUUCACGCUUCCCUAGCGGUCGCCCUGAGCGAUGAGCAGCCCCUGCAUGUGGAAGUCUUGGCACACUGGCUUGGGUACCUGCGCGCUGGCGGGAAGCAGAAGACGGCGAUGCAUGCCCUGAAUGAGGUGCGCCGAUUGAGUCGGUUUUGGUUGGGCAAAGCUGCAAGUCUUGCAGAAGCAUCUGAGUGGAUGGAGAGCUGCGGUUUGGGGCCGCGCCGCCUGUAG